GCGACCGUUUGAGGCCAGAAAAAUAAUAUAAUACCAUCUUAGUCCGUGAUUUUGACAUAUUUUGUUAUGUUCUUAUCAGGCUGUUAUGUUCUUAUCAAAUUUAUCAUCGAGAUUUGAGACUUCAUUUAUUCUGUGCUUGAGUUGCCCUGCUUAUGUUUUUAAUUUUUAUCCCAAACUAUCAAGACAUUUAAAACACAACUACCAGUAGUUAGUAGUUUCACUAGUUCAUAGUUUUAUACACAUUACACAAUUCCAACACAAUCUAAUGAUGAAAUAAAUUUAACGCUUAUUAAUAAAUAAACCAUAAAAACCACGAACUAAGAUAUAAGUAAAAAUGAAUCCAUUAACAAAUAUGAGAAAUGUUAAAAAACUCAGUGAACAAGAAUUGCAACGAUUACCUAAAAGUUCUUGGCAUGAUGAAUAUAAAUCAAGUGCAUGGAUCUUUGUUGGAGGAUUACCUUAUGAUCUUUCUGAAGGCGAUAUUAUGUCUAUAUUUUCUCAAUAUGGAGAAAUCACUAAUCUAAAUUUGGUACGGGAUAAAGACACUGGCAAACAGAAGGGAUUUUGUUUCGUUUGCUAUGAAGACCAAAGAAGUACAAUAUUAGCGGUAGAUAACUUCAAUGGUACACGUGUACUAGGACGAAUAUUACGUGUUGAUCAUGUUAAAGAUUACAAACCUCCAAAAAACUCAGAACCUACCACUAAAAUUAAAACUGAAAAAUUAGAAGAUGAUUUCCAUGUUAAAACAGAAACCAAUGAUGAAAUAAUUUUGCCACAAUUUCAAAGAACAAUUAGCACUCCAGAAAUCAAACGAGAAGUCUGCACUCCAGAAAUAAAACGAGAAGUUUGUACUCCAGAAAUAAUUGAAAGUCCUAAAUAUGAAAGUAGUAAAAAAAAUAAAAAAUCUAAAGAUAAAAAAAGGCACCAUAGUGAUCAAAGAGAAAGGUCUAGAGAAAAAUAUAGAAAAAAACAUAACAAAAGUGAACAAGAUAUAUCUAGUAAGAGAGAGAAAAGUAAUAAACGUCAAAGUCAAGAGAAGGAUGUUGAUAAAAAUUCUAAAACUAAAUCAUCUAAAGAGCACAGUAGAAGAGAUAAAUCAAGUGAAAGAGAUAGAAAGAAGUUGAAAGUCAAUAGAAAAGAAUAUAAUAACAGGGAUUAUGAUGACAAGAAUAAAAGAAAAAAUUAUCAAAAAGAUGACAAGAAUUAUAAAAAAACAAAAAAAGUUUAAAAAUUCUAUAUUUACUAAUGAUUGUAACAUAAACAGUAUUAUUUACCAAGACUGAAGUGGGACAUUCCAAUAACACCAAUAAGUGUUGCUAGAAGAUUUUUAGGUGCAAGUAAAGCACAAUACGUUGCAGCAGCUACCCACAUUAAAU
Molecule: messenger RNA, 1376 nt
Organism: Acyrthosiphon pisum (pea aphid)
Lineage: Eukaryota; Metazoa; Arthropoda; Insecta; Hemiptera; Aphididae
Product: RNA-binding motif protein, X-linked 2
Exons: 4
Coding region: 335-1228 (297 amino acids)
Biological process (GO): mRNA splicing, via spliceosome
Cellular component (GO): U2 snRNP; catalytic step 2 spliceosome; precatalytic spliceosome
Molecular function (GO): RNA binding
Source: RefSeq, a predicted model, not a curated record